Molecule: messenger RNA, 3051 nt
Organism: Loxodonta africana (African savanna elephant)
Lineage: Eukaryota; Metazoa; Chordata; Mammalia; Proboscidea; Elephantidae
Product: collagen alpha-1(I) chain-like
Exons: 13
Coding region: 1-3051 (1016 amino acids)
Source: RefSeq, a predicted model, not a curated record
AUGUGGCCCUGCUCUCAGGGCUUCGCUCUGACCGUCUGUCAAAUGCGAGAGCCGGGCCUUGGGGCAGAGUGCGGGCAAAAGCCCACACUGGGGACUCAAUUAAACAUCGCUGGCACCCUCCCUGCCACUAGAGGCCCCAGAGGAAUGCCCGUUCAAGCUGAGCUUGGAGGCGUCCUACAAGCACACAACAUAGGCAGCCGGCCCGGUGCUGGUCUGGCGGACACAGGAGGUGGCCCUUGCGGCCCUGGCUGGGCUGUCCCAACCCCCUGGGAGCAGGGUGCGGGCGGAACACAGGCCACCUGCCGGCCCCACCCAGGCUUCUCCAAGCCCAACCCCUCAGAGCCCGAGAAGGAGGGCAGUGUGCCGGUGGGCGAGGUCCCAGUGCACCUACUGCGUAACGUUAUUCCAGAAUCCAGCCUCCUCUCCACCUACUAUGUGCCCAGGGAGUGGGCAGAAGGGUCCCAGGAGGAAGCUGGGGGAAGCCGUCUAGAGGGAAAAACUGGGCCCAGAGAGGGUGGGUGGCGGGCCCCAGGUCACACAGCAAGCCAGGCAUGCAGGUGUGGCUGCCAGGCCCAUGCCCGUCGGCCCCAGCCCCCUCUCGGCCUGCGGACUGUGUCGCAAGGCUACACCUGCUCAUCCAAGUGCCAGGGACAGGCUAAGCUCUCCUCCUGUCACUGGCUUGUCACCUGCACACACACAUACCGGCCCGGCCUGACCAGGUGGAAACUGCAGCCUGGGAAGCCCCCAGUGCAGGUCUGUGCCCACAGCGCCAGGUCAGAUGGAAGGUACGGGAUUCUCCGCCGGCCGGGCACCUUCUGCGCCUCGGUGCUGGAAACUCAAGGCUCCGUCGCCACAGAGAUGGCUGGCAGUAAACAGAGCCCCGAGCCCAGUGUGCUUCGGGGCCCCCUGGGGGAAAACGCCCCCUGCCUGGAGCCCUGGACAGCCCGGCCAGCUCCAGCCCAGCACCCCUACCCCAGUCGCCAAGGGGGAAGUGAUCAGCGGGUGGUGGGGAGCCCCCCCAGUGUGGGAGCGGCGCUCUGGGGUUACGCCCUGGCCCUGCUGGGGAGGAGGGGGUGGGCGCUGACUGUGUGCCCGGGCCUGGAUGGACAGCACCCUCCCUCUGCGGCCCACCAAGCUCUCCCGCCUGCCAGCCAGCGCGGGCAGUGCUUCCUGGGCCCCGCAAAGGCCUGGGCCCUGGGGUACACCGCCUGCCUCCCCGCGCUGCUCAGCCCCCUGCCUGCUCCUAGGCCUGGGGCUGGGGGAGGGGGCUGGGUCCCGGACCAGGGCGGCAGGGAGGGCGCCGGAUCCCACCAGUUCUCCCCCUGCUCGGCCCGGGCUCCGACUUCGCACGUGGUGGUGGCGCCGGGCGGGGGCAGGAAGCGGCCCCCUCCCCCGCUGGCCGCAGCGCUCGGCCCCCGCCCGGCCCGCGGGCCCCCGCCGCGCCGCCCGCGCGGGGGGGUCCUACCUCCUUCCCGGGGCAGCGGCGAGGGGGCCCGGCCCCGGCGGCGGCGGUGGCGGCGGCUGCGGCUGGGCUGGCUCCCUCCGAGGGGCCGGGAGGCGGCAGUGAGCCUGGCCCCGCGCCACCCCCCGCCGCCGGCGGCCAAUCCCCACCCGGGCUGGGGGGAGGGCGAUGCAAAUUACCCCGGAUCUGGGUCCGCCCGCCUCCCCCACGCCCGGGCCCGGCCUGCACUAGGCCGCGCAUCCCCGGGCUUGCCUGCGUCGCGCGGCCGCCCGGGCCGCCGCCCUCCCCGGGGAGCGCCGGGCGGGGGCCCCCCCGAGGCGGGGGGCCGAGGGGAGGGGGGCUGGGGACGGUUACACAACCAGGCGGGGAGGGGCCCCGAGGCGGGGAGGGGGCCGGCCCGCGGGCCGCGCAGCCGGAAGCCGGGGACCGCCACCGGCCCCCGGCGAGGGGAGCCCGGCUCCAGGCCCCGCCCCCAUGCCGGCCGGGCCCGCCCCCGAGGCGCGCCGCGCCAGCCUCCCGCGCCCAUUGGCUGGCCGUCCCGCCGCUCACCGCCCCUCCUCCGCACCGCCCCUGCCCGCGGGCCGCCGAGCGCCGCCGGCGCGGCUCACCCUGGGAAUUCCCCGCUUCCCCUCCCCCGCUCCCCGCGCUCCCCGAAAAGCCAUGCACCCGGCUGGGCGGGGGGGCUGGCACACGAGCCCAUGCACUUCGCCCCCGAUCGCCCCUCCCGGGCGGCGCCCUCACCCCGCGCCCGGGAUCCGGGGCGCCUCCAGCCCCCGGGCAGCUGGCAGCCACCCCCUCCUCGGAAACUUGGGGACAGUCCCCGGAUCUCCCCUCCGCAGAGGGCAGGGUGGGCGCAGCGCCCCCGGCCCGUCCCCGCCUGCACCGGGUCCCCAGGGCCGCGUCAGGCGCCCACUUACCUCGCGGGGCCGGGCCGGGGCGCGCGGGGCCGGGGCCCGGGGUGGGAACUGGGCUCCGGGCCGCUGGCCUCCGGGGUCUGGGCGCUCGCUGGCUCGCUUGCUCGGCUUCCCCUCGCGCUGCGCCUAGCUCCGGCGGCGGCGGCGGCGUCACUGCCCCUACACCCGCCCCCCCGGCCGGCUUGGAGCCUGGAACAGGCUCGGCAGGUCCCCUCUUGCCACGUCUCUGCCCUCCCGUGGGGCUUCGCCCGCUGCGCCGGGGAGCCCGGGCGGUUAGUAGGUUUUGUCAAGUUCACGGGGGGGGUCCGGCCCGCCCCCAGCGCGCCCCCCCCUCCUCUGACCUCUCCGCCCCGCGCCGCGGCGCUGUGCCAGCGGGCGGGGUGCGGGGGGGCGCGGGCUGUGCCCCCGACGCCCGGGGCGUGGCACGGUGGCAGCGGGGGCGGGGAGGGCUGUGCGCACGGCGAGGACGCGCGCGGGCGUGGGGCGCGGUGGGCCAGACCGCGGGGGCUGGGGUUGCGGGCGCGGCGGCCCUCAGUUUCCCCAGCCUCACCGCGGAGCCGGGGCGCGCUAUUGAACGACGGCUUGGCGCGCCGGGGCGCCCUCAAUGCCACAGCCAACCUGCCCUCGCGCGAUUAUAUAAAGGAGUCGCCUCCACCCGCUGCGCCAGGGGCGUAG